AUGGCCAUGUUCGGAAUUCACUUCCUCUGUCUCCGAAACCCCGGUGAAGGUGACGGUUUCAUGUCAUCCGAAUUCCAAGCAACUCUCAACUCAAAGGGCAUGGGUGAUACUCCUGUCGAUGUUGUCUUUGGCUCUAGGGUAUCUAUCAGACACCACAAUACACAGGGAGGCUACCUCCACUCGCACAGCCACAUGUAUCCAGGCGGAAGCAAGCAGCAACAAAUCACCCUUUACCCCCACAAGGAUGACAACAACAUCUUCAUUCUCGAGAACCAGACCCAGCCUCUAGGACCAUAUGGCCAGGUCCCCGGACCACGGGCCUGGGAUAACAUCACUACCGAACACAUCAUGGACGGCGACACCAUCAGGCUCUACCACAUGGCUACUGACAGACGCCUUCACUCUCAUGACGUUCGUCCUCCGGUUACCGAAGCCGAUUGGCAGCAGGAAGUCUCCGCGUACGGCUACGAAGGAUUCGAGGGAGACGCCAAUGACCUCUUCCGCGUGGAAAUUGUCCCUUCCAUGUCUGACGGAGCGGAGGCAAAGAAGAGGCUGAGGACGAUCCAGACCAAGUUCAAGCUUGUGCAUGUUAUGACUGGCUGUGUUUUGUUCUCCCAUAAAGUGAAACUGCCAGAAUGGGGCUUUGACCAACAAGAGGUUACCUGUGCCAAGGGUGGUUCCCUACCCAACAGCAUCUGGUACAUUGAACAGAACAGCCAGCCCGCUCUCCCUGAUGACGUUGAGAAAGUGAACUACAAGAUUCCAAACUUCUUCGCCAAAUUCUGGGAACUUCACAAAGUCAUGUGGAGGACAAACGCUGGCCUCGUCGAUUCUCAUGCUUGGGACUCACGUCCACCAUCCUGGCCCAUCCUGUCCCGUGGUAUCAACUUCUGGGGCAGACACCACCGCCACGUUUACCUCAUUGGCAACCCAGUUAUCUGGUGGACUUCUACCGCCGCAGUUGUCAUUUGGGUCGUCUUCAAGGGUAUCGCCGUUCUUCGAUGGCAGCGUGGUUUCAAGGACUACAACCAUGUCCACUUCAAGCGCUUUGAUUACGAGAUUGGCCAGACUCUUCUCGGUUGGGCUCUUCACUACUUCCCAUUCUACCUCAUGGCCCGACAGCUUUUCCUCCACCACUAUCUCCCGGCUCUGUACUUCGCCAUCCUGGCAUUCUGUCAGAUCUACGACUUUGUGGCUAACAGAUUUAACAAGCCAUCCAUCUUUGGCAAAUUAUUCACUGUUGCGUUCUUGUCUCUUAGCGUUGCUGCUUUCUGCAUCCUUUCACCACUGGCGUACGGCAACCCUUGGACCAAAGGCAUGUGCCAGAAGACCAAGUUGAUCUCUACAUGGGACUUUGACUGCAACCUUUUCCAUAAUGACCUAUCCCAAUAUGCUAUCCCUGAAGUUAUCAACACUUCGGAAGCCGCUCCUACUUCCAUCGCAGCCCCACCCGUACAGCAGGAACAACAACAGGGAGGACAACAGCAGGAGCAGCAACCUGAACAGCAGGCGAACCAAGUUCCUGUCCAGCCCGAAUCGCCACAACAGCCACCGGCAGUGGACCCAGAUCUUCGUAAAGUUCGUGAAGUCGAAUACCGCGAUUCAGAGGGCAACAUCCUUAGCGAGGAACAAGUCAAAGCCCUCCAGGAACAGGGAGAAAUAUCCUUUGAAACUCGCUAUGAGACUCGCACUAGACUAAUCGACAACGAAGGCCGAGAACUCCCCAAGGAAGCUAUUAUCGCCCCUGAACACCCAGACGUGCAGGGCGCCAACCCAGAAACCGUUGCUAAGGACGAACUAAAGGCUCCAGCGAACAAGCCUGCUGAGGUCAAGGGAGAGAACGAGUCCCCCAAAAAGAAAGAAAAUAAGCCAAAGCCCGCCAGCGAGGCUAAGGCUGCUACAAACUAA
Messenger RNA from Trichophyton rubrum CBS 118892, 1908 nucleotides. RefSeq lists its product as uncharacterized. Gene Ontology annotation, molecular function: dolichyl-phosphate-mannose-protein mannosyltransferase activity. Gene Ontology annotation, biological process: protein O-linked glycosylation via mannose. The transcript has 2 exons. Lineage: Eukaryota; Fungi; Ascomycota; Eurotiomycetes; Onygenales; Arthrodermataceae. Gene Ontology annotation, cellular component: endoplasmic reticulum. The record is from RefSeq and is a predicted model, not a curated record. Bases 1 to 1908 code for a protein of 635 amino acids.